UCGGACACUAAAUCUUUUUAUGACGUUAUAUGACAAAGACGCAAUCAAAGUUUGGCCACAAAAAGAUCAUCAUGGAGCAGUUUAAGAUCUUUUUUCAUGUUAUCGCGCAUGUUGGGCAAGACAAUGGAAAAUAUGUGCUGUAUAGAGUGGUUUUGGUUGGGUGAAUGGGGAUCGGAUAUUCUGUAAAAAAAAAGUCACAAAUCUUUCACUUGUCAAUUUCCCCCGGUUUCCCUUCCUGCACCAUCCAUUGGCGUCUCCAAUCGUUUGCAGGAAUCCGAAAAAUGGCGUUUCGUAUUUCAGUCACGCUAUUUACACGAACCGUGGUUGGACCUCGGUCAUGGCCUACCUUUCGGACGCGUGCAUUGCAUACCGUUUCACCGGGAGUCUUGUCAGAGGACAUGCGAGCCAUUAUGCGCAAGGUCCCGCAGCCCGUAGUGGUGGUCACGACAUCGCAUCCGACGGAACCGAGACAUCGACGUGGAAUUACCGUCUCCUCAUUUACAUCCAUUUGUUUCCAUCCUGAACCACUCGUGUCGUUUUGUGUUCGCAUCCCUUCACGUGCUUCGGACUUGCUCCAUUCGUCCGGAAAUAUGAUUGUCAAUAUGCUCAGCCACGAACAGGUGCAACAAUCCAUCGCCUUUUCGUCGCCUACGGCCGAUCAGUUUAAAGAUGUUCCGUUUUAUGACGAUUCAAGCUCGGGACUGCCGGUAUUGAUGGGAACUCUGGGAUCCAUGCAUUGUCAGAAAUACCAGGUCCUCGAACUGGGCGAUCACGAACUGUGGAUCACCAAGGUCCUGAAAGUAGAGCAAGGUGUAGGCAGCACCUUGGGAACACGACAAGAAGCGCAACCUUUACUGUACUAUGACCGUGGAUACCGGAGUGUGGGGGAUCAAGUGUUCAUGAAAGCGCUGGAAGACUCCACGUUGGAUACCCGUCUAUGGAUGCAUCGCGCUCAUAUUCGUAUGGCGUGGAAUUAUUUGCGUGAUCAGCCCAGAGACCAGGCUGAGCCUCUGAUCAAGAAAAUCAUCCAUUCCCAUUUCGAAAAGAACCCUACCACCAAGCAAAAGUAUCACGAAACCAUCACUUCCUUCUACAUUGGCUUGAUCGAUCUCGCCAUGCAAUCGCACCAAAUGAAUGAUUUGAAAGACCAGGAUGAUUUCUUUGAUUUCAUGGAGAAAUUCCCGGUCUUGACCGACCCUCGCACCAUCCAAUCUUACUAUUCCCCGCAAUUGCUUUCUUCAGACCAAGCACGACGUGAAUUUGUACCUCCAGAUUUGAAGCCCUUCCCUACCACAGUCCCCUCUAUUCAAGAGAUCCAACCGGAAAAACAAUAGAUCCAUCGCUGGUUGGUUCGAAGAAACCACACAAAGGCGUUCUGUGUUACUCAAAUGGUUCCACAUUGUGCCCUCAAUUUAGACCUUGCAAAAUAGAUUAGAAAUCCCAGAUCAAGACAAAACGGUUGAUAAGAGCACCGUUGAUAUUACAUACUCUGUAACCCAUCUUUUUCCACACGAUAUAUAAAAUAAACACUCAUAUCAAUGUAGAAUGCCACAUGAAUGUUUCUGUUGGUCAAUGAGAAUAAAUAUGUUUAAUUUUCUCUUUUGCACCACCACCAAAGAGGGUGCAC
This is a messenger RNA of Radiomyces spectabilis, 1627 nucleotides long. RefSeq names its product flavin reductase like domain-containing protein. The transcript has a single exon. Gene Ontology annotation, molecular function: FMN binding; riboflavin reductase (NADPH) activity. Bases 165 to 1334 code for a protein of 389 amino acids. The record is from RefSeq and is a predicted model, not a curated record. Lineage: Eukaryota; Fungi; Mucoromycota; Mucoromycetes; Mucorales; Radiomycetaceae.